GGAAAGUCCUCAGCCUUAGCCGUUAUUAGCUAUGAUUUUUAUUGUGUUGGCUACACGUGCAUUAAUGAGGCAGGAAAAUACUCAAGGAUAACAACCAAGUGUCCAAAUUAUCUCAUCAGACCGAGAGAGAGGUAUAUGUGUGCAUGCUCAUGUUUCAGCUCAGAGCCCUUUGUCUAGAAGGCUCUUGAACUCAGAGGUCCAGGCACUAUCAACUUUGCAGUGGAGCCAUCACUUUUGUUGAUCAAUGAAAUUGACAUAAUUUUUUUUUGUUUGUUUUUUUUUAAGCAUCAACCAUGUGCCUCAAGCUAACUGUCAAGAAGAGUGUGCUUCAGUUGGCUGGAAUGAGCAAUUCAACUUGUGGAGGAAUGAGAAAUGUUAGUGUUGAGACAAGAAACAUAAACCCCAGGGAGAGCAAGGCCGAGGAGAAUGGCUCUGACAGCUUCAUGCACUCCAUAGACUCACAGCUGGAGCAGCAAAUGGAAACCACGCAGAACCUGGUGGACUCCUACAUGGCCAUUGUCAACAAGACCGUGUGGGACCUCAUGACCAAGGAGUUCAUAUUAUCAGAGUUGCUGUCCAACCUGUACUUGCAUGGGAACCAGAACACACUGAGGGAGGAGAUGGCAGAGCAGCAUCAUUGGUGA
Molecule: messenger RNA, 644 nt
Organism: Symphalangus syndactylus (siamang)
Lineage: Eukaryota; Metazoa; Chordata; Mammalia; Primates; Hylobatidae
Product: putative GED domain-containing protein DNM1P46
Source: RefSeq, a predicted model, not a curated record